Messenger RNA from Cinara cedri, 7943 nucleotides. The record is from the annotation of a GenBank genome assembly. Lineage: Eukaryota; Metazoa; Arthropoda; Insecta; Hemiptera; Aphididae.
AUGAUGUCCGACAAUUCUGAAGAUCAGGUUAGAAAGUGUUCUUUUAAAUUAAUUUUUAAUACAUAUUAAUUGUAAUUAUAUUUACUAUAUUUAAUUAAAUAAACUUUUAUUUUUAUAAAUACCUAGGUAUAUAAUUAUUAACUUUUAUAAACAAACAUAUUGAACUUAUUAAAUAGUCUUGUAAUUUAUUCAAAAGAAUAUAUCCUAACACAACCAUCUUACUGUUAUUUUUUUUAAAUAUUAUGACUAAUUAAUAAAUUAUAAACUUAUUACCAUUUGUUUUUUUUGAUUAAUAUAGUUUGUAUUGUUGCAGAAUCCUAGAGAUGCUGGAAAUAUGUGUUUGGAAUUGGCCUUGGAAGGCGAAAGACUAUGUAAAGCAGGAGAUUGUCGCUCUGGUGUUGCUUUCUUUCAAGCAGCUGUUCAAGCAGGAACUAAUGAUUUACGUACUCUAAGUGCCAUAUACAGCCAAUUAGGCAAUGCUUAUUUUUAUUUAGCAGAUUAUCCAAAGGCAUUGCAUUUUCAUAAACUUGACUUGGCUUUGGCAAGGUAAUGUAUUUUUAUUUUAUAUUCUAAUCAGGGUGAGGAAUUUCUAGGUUUUACAAUGAUUUUUUUUUUUAUCUGUGAACAACUUUCUACCAGAAAUUUUUCUCCGAUUUUCAAGUGUAGCAUUUUUUUUUUUUGAAAGGAUAUCUUGGUAGUAUUUACUAGGAAAGUCAUUUUUGAUUUUCCCAGAAAUUUUCGUAGUAAAUGGGUAAAAAUGGGAAAAUGUACAAAUAUGUAUUAUUUUUAAAUUGUAAAUAUUACGGCCUUUUAAAAUCUAUAUAACCGAGCUCUGCUCAGAAUCGUUUUUCGUUAGUAAAGAUUAAUUGUUGCAUACAAAUAUACAUUUAGUUUUCCCUCUACUUUCCUAACUUCUCAUCUACAACAGUGGUCCACCAAUUAUGAGAUGUAUGUUUGCAUCCUUUUAAAAUUUUGGUGCCUAUUGCUAGAAUCUUAAAAAAAUAAUACCUUAACAUUUUUGUAUCUAUAAAAUAAGUUAACAAUUGGUAAUGAUGUAGCUGGUUGGAUAAUGUGUUAGUUUUAUUACCGCAUGUCGAAAUAUUGGUAACUGAUUGUACCAUAGAUAUUAAUAUAGAGAAAAAUAAAAUUCACACUAUUUUCUUCCCAAUAAUUUUAAAUUUGUUUGGCAAUUAGCUAUACUACUCUUGUGUCAAUUAAAUAUUUAAUAAAUGGGAAAAAUGUGAUAUGAGUAUAAAUAAUGUUUAAUUGCCUAUACUGAAAUUAUUUUAAUGUAUAAAAUGUUUGUAAAAAAUGUAUUAAGUUAAAAUUAAAUUUCAGAACUUUAGGAGAUAAACCAGGUGAAGCUAAAUCUAGUGGAAACUUAGGAAAUACAUUAAAAGUAAUGGGAAACUUUGAUGAAGCUAUGAUUUGUUGUAAACGUCAUUUAGAAAUUGCAAGAGAAUUGGGAGAUAAGGUUUGUAUUUAUUAUUUUGUAUUGGCAUUUGUAGUUAUAAUUAAAUAUUAUUUUAAAUAACAAUGUAUAAAAUAUUUUGAAUAAUUUAAAAAUAGUUAAGUGAAGGACGAGCUUUAUACAAUUUGGGAAAUGUAUAUCACGCUAAGGGUAAACAUAUAGGAAGAGUGGGUCAACAAGAUCCUGGAGAAUUUCCAGAAGAAGUAAAAGUUUGCAUUGAACAAGCUGUUAAAUAUUAUGAGUAAAUAUAUUUUUUGUAUAUAAAUUUAUAUCAUAUUAAAUUGUUAACUUUUUUGGAAAAAGCUCAGCAAUGUUUACACAAGGAAUGAAAUCUGAGUCUUGCAGGGUAUUUACACUACUAUUAUGCUGGUAGUUAGUAAUGCAGAUGUUCUUCAUCAGUUACUAUUAUUUUAUCAUAGUUUGUCUAGCAAACUAUUAGUUAAACUAUUAAACUAAUAUUUAUUAUGAUGAAAGUUUCAAUAAAAUUAUAGUUGGAAAAUCAUAUAUUUAUGAAUAAUUUUUAUACAGGGAAAAUUUGAAAUUAAUGAAAGAGUUAAAUGAUCGUGCAGCUGUUGGUCGUGCAUGUGGUAACUUAGGGAAUACCUAUUAUUUGUUAGGAAAUUUUAAGGAAGCUAUUCAAUAUCAUGAGGAGGUAAUAAUACAUUAUUUUUCUAAAUUUAAUCUUGUUUUAAAUGUAUUUUAUUUUUAGAGACUAAAAAUUGCCCGAGAAUUCGGUGACAAGUCAGCUGAACGGAGAGCAAAUAGUAAUUUAGGAAAUUCUCAUGUUUUUCUUGGUGAAUUUGAAGAAGCUGCUGAUCAUUAUAAGUAAAAAAUAAUAUAUUUUAGAUUAAUUUAUAUUAAUUAUAUUACAAUAUAAUAUUAGGAAAACUUUGAUCCUCGCUCAAGAAUUAGAGGAUCGUGCAGUUGAAGCACAAGCAUGUUAUAGUCUUGGCAAUACAUAUACACUUUUGAGGGAUUAUAAUACAGCUGUUGAUUAUCAUUUAAGACAUUUAGACAUAGCCCAAAAAUUACAUGAUAGAAUUGGUGAAGGUAAAGUAUUGUUUACAAUUUGUAAGUAAAAUUGAAAAUUAUUUUAUUUCUUAAUUUUAUAUAAAAUAAAUUGUUGUUUAUUUGAACUUUUAUUGCAUUAUUUGCAUUCUUAUUAAUCAAUAAGUAAUGCCCGGAUUUAAAUUUAAAAUGUAUUAUUAUUUUUAAUCUUAAACAUUGAUUUUUAUGUAUGUACACAAUUUGAUUCAUUGUAACAAAUUCUUCAAAAGUUAAACAAUAGCAUUGCCAUUUUUAGAGUAUUUAUUGAUCACUGUUUGUUUUAAGUGCAAAUUUAUAUAUUAUUUAAAUUAAAAAAUUAAAUUUUGGUGAUUUAAAAUGUUAAUUUUUAUGAAAUUUGAAUUGGUUUUAGGUAUAAGCAUCAAUACUAUUAUACAUAUUGUCAAUCAUUUUAUUUAUGAUUUUUAUAACAGCUUUAUCUUAUUUAGAUCAUAGCAUCUAGUUUUUUUUUUUUGUGCAGUUUUGACUAUUUUUAGAGCACUUUUUUUUUUUUUUCUUAUGGCUUAAUAUAGACCAUUCAGGUUAAUCACCGCAGCCACAACUUCCCUCCAUAUGUCUUUAUCCGUGGUUAACUUUUUGCCAUUCAGGAUUCCCAGCCAGCUAGAUCUUAAUGAACUCUGUUAUCCAUCUUCGUCUUAGAUGGACAAGUGGUCUUUUAUUCUUCGGCUUCCAGCUGGUGACUUGACUAAUUAUCUGUUUAUACAUGCCUUGCCCAUCUUAUUCUUUUACUUUUAAUUAUAGCUAUUAUGUCUGAAUCCUCAUGCUUAUAACAUGCUUAUAACUUCUUUGUUCUUUCGUCGCUCAUAUUCUCCCAUAUUUUGGGUUCUCCUGGGGCCAAAAAUUUGACAUAACAUCUUUCUCUCAAAUCUUACUAGGUUCUGUUUGUUUGUCUUUGUUAUAGCCCAAGUUCCACUCAUAUAGCGCUAUCGGGUGUAUCAUUACUUUGUAUAAAGUUAGUUAAGAUUUUAAAAUUUUCUGUAAUCCGAAGAAGCACUUGUUAACUGAGUUUAUUUUAUUUUUUAUUUCUUAGUAGUUAUUGCCCAACACAUUAAAUUCCAUCCCUAGAUAUUUGAAGUUUUAGACCCAUUUGAACUCCACACUUCCCUUACUAUCAAAUUAUUACGUCUAUUAUUUCUCCAUGACAGCAUCAUGUACUUUGUUUUUUCUUCAUUUAUAGUUAAGUUCAUUUGUUUACUUUUAUCCAUGAGAGCUUCUGCUAUGCACUUAAGGUUGCUUUCAGAUUUGGAUAGUAAUACUGUGUCAUUAGCAUAUACUGUUAGUUUUAUAGUCAUAGAUCCUUUUAGUUUAUCUCCUAUAAGGGUGUUUAAUGCCUUUCUAACCACUCCCUCCAACACAAUUUUGAAGAGCAUUGGUUAGAGAACACCUCCCUGUUUCAGUCCUGUGUUAAUCAUGAAUUUCUUUGACAGUUGGCUGUUAAAUUUGAUCAUACAUUUAGAGUUUUGAACACAUGCCUGUUUAUAAUCUACAAAUAGCAGGAAAUUCAAAUUUCACAAGAAAAAUCAUAGAAGAUAGACUUAAGUAAUAUACACGUUAUUAAUAAAACAUAAUAGUACAUGUUGGUUAUUACUAGGCUUAGGGAUUUCUAUCAUUGGCAUAUUUUUCCUGAAUUAUGUAAAAAAUAGAAAUCCUGUACAUAUUAUAUAGAAUCUAAAUCCAAAAUUUGGUUGUGCAUAUUUUAGCAUAUUUUAAUGUUUUGUCUCAUUAAACCAUAUAUUAGCAAUAUGCAGCUUUUAUGUGCUAUAACAGGCCAUUUAUUACAUUUUUAAAGCAUAUUUGUAUGAUUUUUAGAGCUAGAAGUCCCUAAACCUUGUUAUUACUUAUUACUGGUUUCUAAUCUAUAUAUCUCAUAUAUUUCUAUCGACAUAAGACUCAAUUUGUGCUGGUCUCAAUGAGAAUCUUCUAUCAAUGACGAUUGUAGAUGUGAGAGUUAUAUUUUAAAACUAGAAUACAUAUCAUAACAUUAUUCUUUAAAAUAAUAAGUAUCCCCUUGAUCAUAUGUCAGAUACAAAGUUAUCAAUGUUAAUUAAACAUAAAUUAAAUUUACAGACAGCUGAAAUCCAGACAAUUGUAAAAACUCCGUAAGAUUAUACAGGUUGAUUUUUUCAUCAUGAAUUAGCAAUUAUCUCAGAGGAUUUUAAGUGAAUUUGAUUUCUGUUUUUUCUAAUCAUUAUGGAAUCAUUUAAGCUUUAUUUUAAAACCAUUUUAAAUUUUUUACCCCUACUCCCAUGUACCUUAAAUAAGUACUUACUUUUGAUUUUCAAAUAGAAACCUCCACACUUUUUGAACGCAGAUUUGAAUAGAGAAUAUUUUUCUAGAAAUUUUGAUAUGCAUAACACUAAUACCAGAUUUACCGUUUAUAAGUUAUAACAGUUUAAAGUUUAGACCGAAGAAUAGGGAAGGGUUUUAAAUGGUUCAUGAUAAAAAAAAAUCACCCUGUAUACUAUCAUACAAAUGUGUAUUACAGUUUGUUGCUAAAUUUUUAUUUUACUAGACUAAUUUUUUUUAGUCAAAUUUAAUUAUUUUAUUAUUUAUUAGUAUUAUUUAAUUAUUUAAUUUAAUUUUAGUUUAUUUUUAAAAGUAAAAACUAAUAAUUAUAUAGAUUAAGUAUGUUAUAUUAUAAAAGGUUUACAUAAAAUUAAAGUAUACUUAAAUAACUAAAUAAAUGUAUUAUAUAUUAGACUUAUUGUUUUAUAAUUAUUAUUAUAGGUAGAGCAUGCUGGAGUUUGGGAAAUGUAAAUUUAGCUUUAGGAAAUCAUGAAAAAGCAUUGUAUUUUGCUUCAAAGCACCUUGAAAUAUCUAAAGAAGUAAUUAUUGUUUAUUAUUUACUUCAAAGUAUAAAUUAUGUUAACAAUAAUAGUGUGUUUUUUCCCAUUAAGAUUGGUGAUACAGUAGGUCAAGCAACUGCUCAGAUAAAUAUAGUGGAUAUUAAGAAAUCUUUGGGUAUGUCAAAUGGUCAGCUUUCACCAGAGAGCAAAGAAUUAUUGGACACAAUUUCGAACACACAACCAUCACCUCAAUUACGACGAUAUAGGGUGAGACGUCAAAGCAUGGAACAGCUUGAUUUACUUAAGGUAGUGUGUGCAUGUUAAUGGGUGAUAAGCUUUUGUUUGAUAUUGUAUUUAUGUUAUAUAAUAUGCAUCAACUUUUAUUGUGUUUAGUUCAACACCAAAAUAUUUUUAGCUAACAUUGAUGUUUUAUCAAGUAAAUUAUUAUUAUAAAAAUUGCGACUAUGACUGCUUUAUUUUGGGUUUGUAUGCAUAUUUAAAGUGCUUGGAAGAAAUAGAUUCAAAGGUUUCGUUGAUUUUGAGGAACAUAUUGGAAUUUCGUUCAAUUAUUGUAGGAAUAUGAACAAAAUUUUGUUCAGUUUUUCAUUCUUAGAUAACUACAUAAUUUUACUAAUUUUAAUAAACAUUAUUUUUAUUAUUAUUAUUUAUUAAUAGUAUAUAAGAUAGUCCAAAUUGUCUCUUGCGAAAGACAUUUGCAAGUUAGCUGUUUAUGAAGUUUAUAAUGUAUAAAAUUAAAAAAAAAAAUAUACACAUUAAUGAUUUUUAUUUUUGGAACUAAAAAUGUUUCUUCAAUUUAGAAAUGAGCUUGGAAUUAAUCCUAUUUGAACUAGAUGGACAUGAACAAUUCCUUUAUAAGAACUUUCCAAGCACUGGAUAUUAAAUAAUUACAAAUUUUAAAACUGUGCUAUUUGUUAAUUAUUUUAGUUAACUCCAGACAAUAAAGGCAAAACAUCUAGUACUAAUGAGAAAAUGUAUCAGCCUACUUCAUCAGGUUCUAAUAAGGUAUUCAAUUUAAUUACUUAAUUUAUCAUGUUUGUUAGUAUAAAUUUUGUUUUCGAAUAAUAGUCUGAAAAAUCUGAAGAUGAUCCAUUCUUUGAUUUGCUGUCACGAUUUCAAGCAGGACGUAUGGACGAUCAACGCUGUACUCUUGGUUCCUCAAGAAAUUUGGAAGAUAAAGAAAACCAAAACUCAAAUAAAUUAAUUUCGCAGAUUGGUAAAUGAUUUCUAUCUACUAGUUAUUUAUAAACCUAAUAUAAUUUUUCAACAACUAUCAAAAUCAAAUUUACUUGAUUUUUCAUUAACUUUAUUAUUUAUUUAUACUACUUCAUUUUUUAACAAUAAUGUGUGUUUAAUGACAUAUGUUCUCUCAUAUAUGAUUGAGGAUGUUUUGUGAACAUUAUGUUUUUUUUUUUCAAUAAUGAUGAACAGAAACUUAUUCAUUAUAAUAGAUAGUUGUUUCAAAAAAGUUAUUCAUUUUUAGAAGUAAGAUGGCAGUUUAAGAAGAGAUUCUGGAAAACUAAAUUGGUUUUAAUUAAUUAUUAAUUUGGUUUUACAGUGGUAUUUAUUUUUAUUUUUAUUUAUGGACAACUUUUCUACUAACAAUUUUACUCAGAUUUUCAAGUGUAGCACUUUUUCUGAAAUUAAAUCUGAAUACUAUGGCAACUUUUAGGUCAUUUUUUUGAUUUUCUUAGUUUUCAUAAUAAAUUAGAAAACUGGAAAAUUUACAAAAUGUAUUAUUUUCAAAUCAUAAAUAUUACGGCCUUUCAAAACAUCUCAAAACAACCAAAUUUCACUCAGAAUUGUUUUUCAUUAGCAAUGAAUAAUCUGCAUAUAUAUAUGCAUUCAAUUUCCCCCUCUACCUUUCCAACUCCUUACCUACAAUAGCGGUCCACCUAUCGUGUGAAAUUAUGUCUGUUUUUUAACUCUAUAAGCAGUAAACAAUACAUAUUAAUUUAUUCAUAAAUAAUCUAUGAUAUAAGUACAAAUUAUUUAUUAUGAUGUAUUCAAUCAUUUUUUUAAAUUUUUUAGUCAUGGUCUUUAAGACUACUUUACCAAACAGAUCUUCCACUUAUCACAUUCCUAUGCUAAAUUGUUAAUCUAUAACAUUUGCAUCUAACAUCUACAUCUAUGUAUUUUUUAAAGUUCUACUAUAAUUUAAAUUGUAUCAUUGGAAAUAUGUGUUAGUAUAGAUAAACAUUAAAUUUAUUUGACUAUAAUUAUAAUAUUUAAAUUUGUUUAUUGUAGGUAGUCAUGCUGAAAGUCAAGAUGAUUUAUUGGACAUGAUAGCGGGUAUGCAGAGUAAACGUAUGGAUGAACAAAGAGUAGAAUUAGAACAACUUCCUGGAAUUGCAAAGCCAGAUAAUGAACAACCCGAUGAUAAUUUCUUAGAAUUGUUGAUGAGAUGUCAAGGUGAAAGGCUGGAAGAUCAGCGCAGUGAGCUACCAGUAUCUAACAUUAGUAGUGAUGGAGAAUCUCAACGUACACCGAAUCGAGGGCCGACUGUACCAGAUGAAGACUUUUUUACUUUAAUUAUGCGUCUUCAAUCAGGUCGAAUGGAAGAUCAACGAGCAAGUGUGCCAAUGUUAAAACGAAAUUAUUGA